AGUUGAUUGGUCAGAGGGCAGGCGAAGGCAGGGUCUGGCUGAGCGGGAGCCCUGCCGCCCGGCGGGGUCCCAGAGCCCUAGUUCUGAGUUGCUGCCGCUUCAGGAGCUGAGAGGAGCAGGGAGGAUGGAACUGCAGGAUCCAAAGAUGAACGGAGCCCUCCCUGGGGGUGCUGUGGACUACAGGCAGGAGCACGAGGGCUUCCUGCCCAGCCAUAGUCCUUCUCCUGGGAGGAAGCCAGCCCAGUUCAUGGAUGCCCCGGCACUGGUCUCCUUCCCUGGUCCCCCUCCCCAUGUGUGCCCGGGCCUUGCCCCUUACCCGCAGUUCGAGGGGAAGACAUCGUUUGGAAUGUCAGUGUUCAACCUCAGCAACGCCAUCAUGGGCAGCGGCAUCCUGGGGCUGGCCUAUGCCAUGGCCCACACAGGGGUCCUCUUCUUCUUGGCCCUGCUGCUCUGCAUCGCUCUUCUGUCUUCGUACUCCAUCCAUCUCCUGCUGACCUGUGCUGGUGUUGUAGGCAUCCGAGCCUAUGAACAGCUGGGACAGAGGGCGCUGGGGCCUGUGGGGAAGGUAGUGGUGGCCGCGGUCAUCUGUCUGCACAAUGUUGGGGCCAUGUCCAGUUACCUGUUCAUCAUCAAAUCCGAACUCCCCCUGGUUAUCGGCACUUUCCUGGACAUGGACCCUGAGGGGGACUGGUUCUUGAAGGGAAACCUCCUCAUCAUCAUUGUCAGUGUGUUAAUCAUCCUGCCACUGGCCCUCAUGAGACACUUGGGCUACCUGGGGUAUACCAGUGGUCUCUCUCUGACCUGUAUGCUAUUUUUCCUCAUUUCGGUCAUCUAUAAGAAGUUCCAGCUUGGCUGUGCUAUAGGCCACAAUGAGACAGCAGUGGAGAGGAAGAGCCCCCCAAGCCUCAACACAAGCUGUGAGGCCCAGAUGUUCACAGCUGACUCACAGAUGUUCUACACAGUGCCCAUUAUGGCUUUUGCUUUUGUCUGCCACCCUGAGGUGCUGCCCAUCUACACAGAACUCUGCCGGCCCUCCAAGCGCAGAAUGCAGGCCGUGGCCAACGUGUCCAUUGGGGCCAUGUUCUGCAUGUAUGCACUCACAGCGACCUUUGGCUACCUGACCUUCUACAGCAGCGUGGAGGCGGAGAUGCUGCACAUGUACAGCCAGCAGGAUCUGCUCAUCCUCUGUGUGCGCCUAGCCGUGCUGCUUGCGGUGACUCUCACUGUGCCAGUUGUGCUGUUCCCUAUCCGCCGGGCUCUGCAGCAGCUGCUCUUCCCAAGCAAGGCCUUCAGCUGGCCACGCCAUGUGGCCAUAGCCCUGAUCCUCCUUGUCUUGGUCAAUGUCCUCGUCAUCUGCGUGCCAACUAUCCGGGAUAUCUUUGGGGUUAUCGGGUCCACCUCAGCCCCCAGCCUCAUUUUCAUCCUUCCCAGCGUCUUCUACCUCCGCAUUGUACCCUCUGAGGUGGAGCCCCUCUACUCCUGGCCCAAGAUCCAGGCUCUGUGUUUUGGUAUCCUGGGGGUCCUCUUCAUGGCGAUCAGUCUAGGUUUCAUGUUUGCCAACUGGGCCACAGGCCAGAGCCAUGUAUCUGGACACUGACCAAGCCCUGCUCCACCUGGGCCCCCGUGUGCAUGUGCCUGUGCACGUGGAGUAAGAUGGGGCUGCUCUCCCGGGUCCCUCCUGCCUGGAGUGUGGAGGUGGCUGGUUCCCAUCAACGUGGCUGUUUCCCAUCAACAUGGCUGUUGGAGGUAGGGGGCUACAGAGGCUGAAGAGUGGUCCUCUCCCUUCCUCCCCAGGGGAUGCCGAGCUUGGAUCAUGGCCCUAACCCCAACUCCAGCCCCACGGGAGGAGGGGGAGGCCAGGUCCUUGGGGAGCCCCUGCCCAACCCAGUCUUUUCUGCCUCCUCCUGGCAGAAGCUGUUUGUCAGGAUCACCCUCGAGCUAAAGGGGAAGAAUAAAGAUGCUGAAUUGCAACUCUG
This is a messenger RNA of Balaenoptera acutorostrata (minke whale), 1976 nucleotides long. RefSeq names its product solute carrier family 38 member 5 (gene SLC38A5). Gene Ontology annotation, biological process: glycine transport; serine transport; L-histidine transmembrane transport. The record is from RefSeq and is a predicted model, not a curated record. Lineage: Eukaryota; Metazoa; Chordata; Mammalia; Artiodactyla; Balaenopteridae. Gene Ontology annotation, molecular function: L-glutamine transmembrane transporter activity; glycine transmembrane transporter activity. Bases 125 to 1597 code for a protein of 490 amino acids. The transcript is spliced from 16 exons.